UGUGUUUUUGUUGGAUCAUAUUCGCGAUGCGGAUUGCACGGUGAUUCCUAACUUUAAAGUGUCUGGAAGUAGAAGAAGAGUUUCAGCAGUUGGAUAUAUAACUGUCGAGAAUCUUUCCUAUCAGAAUAAUGGAACGUACAAAUCGUAAAGAGCAGGUGCCGUUGGUGAUCGUUUCGGAAUACCGUGAACCGGAAACGUCCAUCGACGAAGGCACAAGGUUACAAAAUGGGCAGUUUGAUGUGGAAAGCCAGCAGCCUAUGCCCGCGGCAGAAACGAUAUCGAUUUACUGCAAAGACACCUCAAAUGCUGUACAAGUACCUGAAUCCAUGCUUCUGUACAAUAUUACAGAUGAACCGCCCUGGUUUUUGUCCAUUUUAUUGGGAAUGCAACAUUUCUUAUUGCUUUUCGGCGGAACUGUAUCGCUGCCUCUGCUGCUGGCGCCUCAUUUAUGCAUAUCUCCAAAGGAUUCCGGCGUCCCUUUCUUGAUCUCUUCCAUCUUUUUUGUUGCCGGUCUGGACACUUUAUUGCAACUUACUUUGGGUGUAAGGUUACCGAUUAUUCAAGGAUCGACCUUUACGUUCUUCGGACCCGCCAUAGCCAUUUUACAAUUGCCGCGGUGGCAGUGCCCGAGUGAAUCCGCAAUUGAAUCGAUGAAUUACGAAGAUCGACAGGAAUUGUGGUUCAGUCGCGUACGCGAGAUCCAAGGCGCAAUCAUUCUGUCUUCUUUGGUGGAAGUGCUGUUGGGCUUUACCGGAGCAGUUGGGUUUUUGGUGCGCUUUAUUGGUCCUUUGACGGUGGUUCCGACCAUUGCUUUGACCGGUUUGUCAUUGUUCGGCGUUGCUGCGCCAUGGGCAGGAAGGCACUGGGGAAUUACUAUUUUUGCCAUUGCUCUGUUGACCUUCUUCUCCCAGUACGCUCCGCGUAUUCGCUGGCGCUGUGUCAGUGUGGCGUGGGAAGAACGCAUCCGCACAGCCUGCCAACUCUUCCCGGUGCUGAUGACUGUGGUCAUCGCGUGGAGUCUGUGUGCCAUCCUGACUGCCGCCGGUGCAUUGCCGGAUGACCCCAAAGCCUACGGGUACAGUGCCCGCACUGACAUCAAACUAGACACGCUGAGCCAGACGCCCUGGUUCCGCUUCCCGUAUCCCUUUCAGUGGGGCUGGCCGACGUUUUCUCUCAGCGGCUUAAGCAUGAUUUCCGGGGUGCUGGCAGGGAUUGUAGAGAGUAUUGGCGACUACUACGCCUGCGCCAGAAUAGCCGGCGCGCCUCCUCCACCGACCCAUGCAAUUAAUCGGGGAAUCGGAAUGGAAGGUCUGGGUUGCGUUUUAGCAGGAAUUUGGGGCACCGGGAGCGGCACUACAUCUUACUCCGAAAAUAUUGCGGCUCUUGGAAUAACAAAAGUUGGAAGCCGUCGAGUGGUAAUGUGCGCUGCGGUGGUUAUGAUGGGAAUCGGCAUUUUCACCAAAUUCGCCGGAUUGCUGGCUACCAUGCCGGAUCCGAUUGUGGGCGGACUGUAUUGUGGACUGUUCGGCAUGAUCAGUGCUGUUGGACUUUCCCAGCUGCAGUCCGUGGACCUUAAUUCCACCCGCAAUCUUUUUGUUUUGGGAUUUUCUCUUUUCAUGGGAUUGACCGUGCCGCAUUGGGUUAGCGAGCAUAAAAAAACACUGGACACGAUGACCAGUGUCUCCCAACUGAACCAAGUAGUGCAGGUACUCUUAACAACCAGCAUGUUCGUCGGCGGAUUCCUUGCGUGUCUUCUCGAUAAUAUUCUUCCAGGUACGCCACAAGAGAGAGGUCUAACCGCCAUGCACUCUUCGGUGAGCACCGAAGACGGACACUUAAUAAGAGAAAUCUAUCAUCCACCUGGGUUCUUAAUCCGACUGUUUAAUCGGUGCUGCUGUACCAGCUAUCUACCUUUUUGGCCGAAGCCGCACAAGGAAGAGGAGCCAAUCGACUAAUAACUUCCGUUACGUUGCGUAUUUCCAGGCGCAAGAUGCCGAGCAGUUCAGCUUCAGAAUCGUAUCAGGGAGUUUAAAACAAGACAAAGUUUAGCGGAAAUUAUGUGGCAAAAUUUUGCAUUUAUUACGAGUGUUUGAGCGUUUUAGAGGGGCAACCGGGUUUGAUCUCAGUCUCAGUAACGUUAACCAACCGAGUGCUGAUUUGUAUUGCAGAAUUUCAGAAGUAGGUAUUUUGACUUUUACUGGGUUGGGUUUUCGACAUUCGUACGGAGCUGCAGAUUUGCUUAACUCGUGAUGGUGCAGCCUGCGUACAGUAUUUUUCGUGCUCGUUGACAUGUUAUCGAAGCCAGUAAUCAGGGUGCGGUACAAUUAAUGCUGGAAACUUCGAA
This is a messenger RNA of Paramacrobiotus metropolitanus, 2344 nucleotides long. RefSeq names its product solute carrier family 23 member 2-like. Gene Ontology annotation, biological process: transmembrane transport. Bases 129 to 1955 code for a protein of 608 amino acids. Gene Ontology annotation, molecular function: transmembrane transporter activity. NCBI's taxonomy places the organism in Eukaryota, Metazoa, Tardigrada, Eutardigrada, Parachela, Macrobiotidae. Gene Ontology annotation, cellular component: membrane. The record is from RefSeq and is a predicted model, not a curated record. The transcript is spliced from 13 exons.